[Torrubiella] hemipterigena is the source of this 1848-nucleotide messenger RNA. The record is from the annotation of a GenBank genome assembly. Lineage: Eukaryota; Fungi; Ascomycota; Sordariomycetes; Hypocreales; Clavicipitaceae.
AUAAUUUUCGCUGCCGUUUAUUGGGCGGGCAGACUUGUCUCCCAGCAAAUCCCAUCGCCAAAAGGGUAUUCGCCGUUCGGCUAGACGACAUAAGAUAGUCCUCGAAGUUCAGAUACCGACUCCGAUUUGAUCGAGGGUCUUGCAAGAUGCACACACCCGAAUCCACCAAGCCCGAGACCUCGGCUCUCUCCGACCAGGCAGCCAAACCCCCUGCUGAGCAAACGCCGAACAGUAUCACAGUAACACAGACCGAAAAUGAUGCAUUGGCAGAAAGCAGCGAUGAUCCAGAUAUGAAGCCCAGCACCAUUGACGGGGGGUCUGCUGCCUGGUUGGUUGUGCUUGGCGCAUGGUGCUCGUCCUUUUGCAGCUACGGAUGGAUCAAUAGUGUCGGAAUUUUUCAAGAAUACUAUGCUACCGGCCCGCUCAAGGACUAUACGCCUAGUCAGAUUGCAUGGAUUCCUUCCCUCCAAAUAUUCUUCAUGUCCUUUCUUGGUCCUCUGAUGGGUGUCUUGUUCGAUCGCUAUGGACCUCGCCCAUUGCUUCUGGUAGGAUCUUUCAUGCACGUGUUUGGUCUUAUGAUGGCUUCCAUAUCUACGAAAUACUACCAGUUCAUGCUUUCGCAAGGAGCCUGCAGCGCUAUUGGCGUGGCGGCGGUGUUCAUUGCGGCUGUCAGCAGCGUCGGUGGCUGGUUCGACAAGCGCCGAGGGCUUGCGUUCGGUACUCUUGCCACUGGAUCCAGUGUAGGCGGUGUUGUUCUACCUAUUAUGAUCACAAAGCUCAUUGAGUCUGUUGGAUAUGGCUGGGCUAUGCGAACUGGAGCGUUCCUUAUUGGUGCUUUGCUCAUCGUUUGCAUUGCAACCGUCCAGCGACGCUCCAACAUCUCAACACAGAACCGAGUUGAAAAGGGAGCGCUUGGGAAGCCAUUCCGAGAGAAGGUCUUUGUCCUUUUGAUGAUUGGUCUCGCUCUCGUACCAUUCGGUCUAUACACUCCCAUUACAUAUCUACCAACUCUUGCGAUCCGGGCAUCCAUGCCAACCAAUCUCGCAAAGAAUCUCGUCGCGAUAUACAAUGCCGGCAGUCUUAUUGGUCGCCUUAGCUCUGGUAUCCUAAGCGAUAGAUACGGCCGCUUCAACGUGUUUGUCAUCUCGUGUUACCUGUCUGGUAUACUUCUCAUUGCCAUGUGGAUUCCGGGGACAUCCGACGCCGCAACCGUCACCUUUGCUGCCCUUUUUGGCAUCUUUUCUGGGGCUUACAUUGCACUUGUUGUCGCUUUGGUCGCGCAGAUAUCCCCCAUCGAGGAAAUCGGGUACCGCAAUGGCAUCGCAAGUUUGGUGCAGGCAAUCGGCAGUCUUGUGACUAGUCCCAUUGCCGGUGCCAUUAUCGAGAGGCCCAACGGUGUGCUAGGUGUUAAGUUAUACUCUGGCGCAUUCUUACUCGCAGGUACAACAUGUAUUUUAUUUGCGCGUCUUGUCCGGACAAGAUGGCAACUAAAGGCGGUCAUCUAAACUGCGGCUUGGAUUUCCCUAGGGUAGUGGUCUACAUCCGCCAAUCCUGACUUAGACGAUGGAAAAAGUACGACCGCUAUUAACUUUAAAAGAUAAUUUAGCGCUAAAUCUGUGAUUUAUCAAUUCUGCGCGAGAAAAGAGAAGGCCUAUGUUUCCGUGCCUUCGAACCUUGCAGAGCAAUUGUUGCUCGGCUUGGUGUGUCACUCGUGGUGGCUAAUGUUGCAGGUGCGUCUCGUCAGAUGAGCGUCCAACAUGAAAUUUUGAAGCAUACCGCUCAUUGGUCUCCGAUUUGUCACUUUGGUUUACAUUAAAUAUAAAUAUAACUAAACUAAUCUCGAUAUUU